This is a messenger RNA of Rangifer tarandus platyrhynchus (Svalbard reindeer), 3273 nucleotides long. The record is from the annotation of a GenBank genome assembly. NCBI's taxonomy places the organism in Eukaryota, Metazoa, Chordata, Mammalia, Artiodactyla, Cervidae.
AUGGGAAGUUCAACCACCAAAUUCCGUAAAGCACUCAUCAAUGGUGAUGAAAACCUGGCCUGCCAAAUAUAUGAAAGCAACCCUCAGCUGAAAGAAUCCCUAGAUCCAAACACAUCUUACGGGGAGCCCUACCAGCACAAUACUCCAUUACACUAUGCUGCUAGACAUGGAAUGAAUAGAAUAUUAGGGACCUUUCUUUUUGGUAGAGAUGGAAAUCCAAAUAAACGGAACGUGCACAAUGAAACAUCUAUGCAUUUGUUGUGUAUGGGACCUCAAAUUAUGAUCUCAGAAGGAGCCCUUCAUCCUCGCUUAGCACGCCCUGCAGAAGAUGAUUUUAGAAGAGCGGAUUGUCUACAGAUGAUUUUAAGAUGGAAAGGAGCAAAACUUGACCAAGGCGAAUAUGAGAGAGCAGCUAUUGAUGCUGUUGAUAACAAAAAGAACACACCCCUGCACUAUGCUGCUGCCUCAGGGAUGAAAACCUGUGUAGAGCUUUUAGUAAAACAUGGAGGAGACCUGUUUGCUGAGAAUGAAAAUAAAGAUACUCCUUGUGAUUGUGCUGAAAAGCAACACCACAAAGAUUUGGCCCUCAAUCUAGAAUCUCAAAUGGUUUUCUCACGAGAUCCUGAAGCUGAAGAAAUAGAAGCUGAAUAUGCUGCUUUAGAUAAACGAGAGCCGUAUGAAGGAUUAAGACCUCAGGAUCUUCGUAGAUUGAAAGAUAUGCUUAUUGUGGAAACAGCAGACAUGCUCCAGGCUCCACUAUUUACUGCUGAAGCUUUACUUCGAGCUCAUGACUGGGACAGGGAGAAAUUACUUGAAGCUUGGAUGUCCAACCCAGAGAACUGCUGCCAGCGAUCAGGUGUUCAGAUGCCAACGCCACCACCAAGCGGGUGUAACGCCUGGGACACACUUCCUUCUCCAAGAACUCCAAGGACUACCCGCUCCUCCGUCACCUCUCCAGAUGAACUAAGUUUAUCGCCUGGGGAUUUGGACACCAGCUUGUGUGACAUUUGCAUGUGCAGUAUUUCAGUAUUUGAAGACCCAGUGGACAUGCCCUGUGGACAUGACUUCUGCAGAGGAUGCUGGGAGUCGUUUUUGAAUCUGAAAAUUCAAGAAGGUGAAGCUCACAACAUUUUCUGCCCUGCGUAUGAUUGCUUCCAACUUGUGCCUGUGGAUAUAAUAGAAAGUGUAGUUUCUAAGGAGAUGGACAAACGAUACCUACAGUUUGAUAUUAAGGCCUUUGUUGAAAAUAAUCCUGCCAUUAAAUGGUGUCCUACUCCAGGCUGUGAAAGAGCAGUCAGACUGACAAAACAAGGAUCAAACACCUCUGGGUCUGAUACACUCAGCUUCCCCUUGCUCAGAGCUCCUGCUGUGGACUGUGGAAAAGGACACCUCUUCUGCUGGUCAUGCCUUGGUGAAGCCCAUGAGCCUUGUGACUGCCAAACAUGGAAAAACUGGCUACAAAAAAUAACUGAAAUGAAACCGGAAGAACUCGUGGGAGUCAGUGAAGCUUAUGAGGAUGCUGCCAAUUGUCUCUGGUUGUUAACUAAUUCCAAGCCUUGUGCUAAUUGUAAGUCUCCAAUACAGAAGAAUGAGGGAUGCAAUCAUAUGCAGUGUGCUAAGUGCAAGUAUGACUUUUGCUGGAUUUGUCUGGAAGAAUGGAAAAAGCAUAGCUCUUCCACUGGAGGAUAUUACAGGUGUACCCGCUAUGAAGUCAUCCAGCAUGUGGAGGAGCAGUCCAAGGAAAUGACUGUGGAGGCUGAAAAAAAACACAAGCGAUUUCAGGAACUUGACAGAUUUAUGCACUAUUACACAAGAUUUAAAAAUCAUGAACAUAGCUAUCAGUUAGAACAACGCCUUCUUAAAACAGCCAAAGAAAAGAUGGAGCAAUUGAGUAGAGCUCUCAAAGAAACUGAAGGAGCCUGUCCAGAUACCACUUUCAUUGAAGAUGCAGUUCAUGUGCUCUUAAAAACUCGACGCAUUCUUAAGUGUUCUUAUCCAUAUGGAUUUUUCUUAGAACUUAAAAGCACAAAGAAAGAAAUUUUUGAACUCAUGCAAACAGACCUAGAAAUGGUCACUGAAGACCUUGCCCAAAAAGUCAAUAGGCCUUACCUUCGCACACCCCGCCACAAGAUCAUCAAGGCAGCAUGCCUUGUACAGCAGAAAAGGCAAGAGUUCCUGGCAUCUGUGGCUCGGGGAGUUGCUCCUGCAGACUCACCAGAAGCUCCACGCCGCAGCUUUGCUGGUGGAACAUGGGAUUGGGAAUAUCUAGGAUUUGCAUCACCUGAGGAAUAUGCUGAAUUUCAGUAUCGGAGGAGGCACAGACAACAGCGCCGUCGAGGAGACGUGCACAGUCUGCUGAGUAACCCUCCAGACCCUGACGAGCCAAGUGAAAGCACUUUAGAUCUCCCAGACGGUGGCGGUGGCCGCAGGCCGGGCUCCUCCGUGGUAAGCUCUGCGUCUGUGAGCGCGCUGCACACCUCCUCCUUGCGGGACUACACGCCUGCCAGCCGCUCUGAGAACCAGGACUCCCUUCAGGCUCUGAGUUCCUUGGAUGAAGACGAUCCCAAUAUACUUCUUGCAAUACAGUUAUCUCUGCAAGAAUCUGGGCUGGCCAUCGAUGAAGAAAGUACAGACUUUCUCAGUAACGAAGCGUCCUUAGGAGCAAUAGGUACCUCUUUACCUUCCAGACUGGACUCCGUCCCCAGGAACACAGAUAGCCCUCGAGCCGCGUUGAGCAGCUCUGAGCUGUUGGAACUUGGUGACAGCCUCAUGAGACUAGGAGCAGAAAGAGACCCAUUUUCAACUGACACCCUGAGUUCCCACCCUCCCAGUGAGGCGAGAAGUGAAUUCUUCCCCUCAUCCAGUGACCCUGACUCAGCCAGCCAGGACGCCAACAUCAAUGACAAUCUUCUUGGCAAUAUCAUGGCUUGGUUUCAUGACAUGAACCCUCAAAGUAUUGCUCUGAUUCCUCCAGCAGCUACAGAAAUCAGUGCAGAUUCUCAGCUCCCCUGUGUCAAAGAUGAGUCAGAAUGUGUGAGGGAUGUGGAACUGAUACCUCCAGAAGAUUCAGUGUUUGAAGAUGCUGCGAUCAGUGAAGGGAGAGGAAUCCAAAGAGAAGAAAAUCCUUUGGAGGGAAAUAUUCUGGCUGGGGAAGCAGCAUCUCGAGCUAGCGACAGUGGUAAUGAGGCUGCCAGCAAGGGGGAUGGUUCCGAUGUUUCAAGUCAGACACCUCAGACCUCAAGUGACUGGCCUGAACAAGUACACUUAGUAUGA